CCAAGUCCAAAAUCAAGGUGAAAGUUCAAGAUUGAAAGUGCCACACUUGAUGCGUAUCAUUAACAGUUACAAAUAAUAAAAAUUUUCCAAUAGAAAAUUAAACAAACUAAACUAAUUAAACAUCCACAUUGUUCACAUGUAAAUAUCGGAUAAUCAAGUUGAACAAUUAAACAGUUUCUUCAAUUAAUCUAUUCUCACAUUCAGAUUGAAAUGAACAAAGGUCUUGAUCAGCUGUAACUUUUUCCUCUUCUCAACCAUCAAUGUAAACAAGUUCUCGAUUGUCUAUCAUCAAUUUACGUUGUUUUGUGUUACUUAUUUUCCAUGUGAUUUAAUUAAUGGACAGUUAACAAUUUCCUCAGGUGUAAUUCCCACUCUCAUCGACUGGUGACCCUUAGAAGUGCCUCUAAUUACCUCUGAUUGGGUUGAUUCAUCUAAAUUAUUUUCCUCUGUUUCCUAUCUCACUGUGUCUCCAUAUUGAAAUAAUCAUAAUGAGUAAGAAAAGAUCAAAGAUCUUACUGGCAAUGUCCAUUCUCGUGAUAACAAUAUUCAUCUUGAUUCAAUUCAUCUUCCAACGGACAAAUCUUAUUCCCCAAUUACCUGCAUCUCUCAUUUCCGAACCAUUAGAAUUGAAAAGCAGUGAAAAUCCAAUGGUAGUUGAAGAUGUUGUUGAUGAUCAAAAUAAUAACAAUAACAUGAAAGAAAUAAGCAAAGGAGAACCAGUUAUACCCGAUGAACCCAUUCAGAGUCAAAUGGAAGAGGAUUUAGUUGUCCAUGAUGAGGAUAAAUCAUUAAUCCACCAAUCUGAUCAAUCUUCAAUUGUAAUUGAUCAACUAAAUGUUUCCCAAAUUUUACAAGAUGGUUUCAUUGAUGAAAAGAAAUCUGAAUCCAAGGAAACCAAUGAGAAACCAGUAGAGUUACCUAAGGUAAACCUCCAGGAAAACAAACCAGAUAUUAAACCAGAAAUUGAACCAGAAAUUGGACCAGAAAGUAAACCACAAAUUAGACUAGAAAAUGAGCUCGAAAUUGGUGAAAAAGCUAAAUUGGCUUCCAAAUCAAAGGAAUUUACGAUAAUUCUUUGGACUGAUUUCUUCCAAACCAAGGAUUACAUCCAAAACUGGCAGUCUAAUUGUGAUUACACUAAUUGCCAAUUCACAUCUAAUCGUGAUUCUUAUCAUGAAGCUGAUGCUCUGAUGUUUCAUUCAGCAGAUAUAAAAACCUCUGAUUUACCAACAGGAACCAGAGAUCCUCAACAGCGAUGGAUUUAUCUUAAUCACGAAUCACCGUCUCACACCGUCUUCCAACCAGUAGCCGCUCUCAAUGGGUUGAUUAACUGGACUGUUACCUAUCGCCUCGAUUCGGACUUUUCGUUAUCUCCAGUUUUCCUUCCGCUCGAAUCGGUGAAACCCGAGUUAUCCAUUAACCAUUAUCGACCUGGAAAGGUCGCCUGGUUUGUCUCAAAUUGUAAAACACCUUCAAAUCGCGAAUCUUAUGUAGAUGAGCUUAAGAAAUACAUACGCGUUGAUAUCUUUGGAACCUGUGGUAACCUUACCUGUUUGCCGAAAAUGUCCGAUCAAUGUUACGAUACUUUGAGCCAAAAAUAUUAUUUCUACCUUUCCUUUGAGAAUUCAUUGUGUCCCGAUUAUGUAACAGAGAAAUUUUUCUCAAUCUUGAACUAUCCAAUUGUACCAAUUGUUUUCGGUGGUGCUGAUUACUCUCGAAUAGCACCACCUAAUUCUUAUAUUGAUGCUCUUUCUUACGAUUCCCCAGCCAAAUUGGCUGAUUAUCUGGUCCAUUUGAUUCAAACUCCAGAGGAAUAUGAUGUUUACUUUAAUUGGAAACGAUAUCAUUAUCAAACAUACUCUCAUUAUGGUUGUAAAAUUUGUUCAGCUCUCAAUCAACCCAAACAAUCAACUAAAACGUGGGAUCAUUUAUCUGAAUGGUGGUUUGAAGAGGCACCAUGUAAACGCUGGAUGGACGGCAAAUUAGUCCCAUGGAAAUCACCCUGAACAAUUAACAUCUCCCUCUAAUCAUUUCCCAUUAAUUUAAUUGAUAAAUUUAUUCCCAUCUGAACAAAGAUGCUCCUGUUGAAUAUAUUAUCCAAAUGAUUUAUUGUAUUAGUUAAAAACACCAUCAAAACUUUUAAUUUUCAUCACCUCAUCACAAUCACAAUCACACCAAUAACCAGCUAUCGAGUUGAUCGUAAUCAAAUUUGAUUGAAUCUCCCUCAUCAUCAAUCACAACCCAAGACCAAUCUUUAACCACUCAUCUAACUUAUUAACUAAUUGUCUACAAUUGAGUCAAUAAAAUUUGUGUACAAUUUAAACUUCCAAUUUUGAUAAAACAUAUAUACUUCCUGUAAUUCAUAUAAAUCCUAAAUUAACUGAAAACAACAACCAAAUCUAAUCAAUGUUAACAUCCAAACAAUCAUAAUUAAUUUGUUCCUAUUAAUGUUGGAUUAAAGCAAUUACUUGUCAAUAUUUUUGAUCAAAAAGCAAGUAUAUUGUUAAUAUUUAAAAUGUGCUCUGUAUCUAAAUUGUUGGCCAACAAAUUGGAUCAAUUUAAAUAAAAGGUAAAAUCUUUCAUAUCGA
Molecule: messenger RNA, 2588 nt
Organism: Panonychus citri (citrus red mite)
Lineage: Eukaryota; Metazoa; Arthropoda; Arachnida; Trombidiformes; Tetranychidae
Product: alpha-(1,3)-fucosyltransferase C-like
Exons: 1
Coding region: 489-2006 (505 amino acids)
Cellular component (GO): membrane
Molecular function (GO): alpha-(1->3)-fucosyltransferase activity
Source: RefSeq, a predicted model, not a curated record